Chenopodium quinoa (quinoa) is the source of this 2054-nucleotide messenger RNA. RefSeq names its product non-functional pseudokinase ZED1-like. Lineage: Eukaryota; Viridiplantae; Streptophyta; Magnoliopsida; Caryophyllales; Amaranthaceae. Gene Ontology annotation, molecular function: protein serine/threonine kinase activity; ATP binding. Bases 584 to 1702 code for a protein of 372 amino acids. The record is from RefSeq and is a predicted model, not a curated record. Gene Ontology annotation, cellular component: plasma membrane. Gene Ontology annotation, biological process: cell surface receptor signaling pathway; protein phosphorylation. The transcript is spliced from 2 exons.
CCCGUCCAUGAACAGCUCUAACUUGCACCAUGAAUUUUUAUAUAUUUUUAUUCCAUUUAUAUUCCUUUGAGGGGUCAGUCCAUUAUUUAAGUUACCAGUCACCACAAGAUCUUAGACACUUUAUGGUUCUUGAUUUCGGCUAAUUCUUGCCUCUUCUAUAUCUUGAAUGUGUUCACUUAUAUAAAUGGUGAGUCAAAUAUUGCUGCAUUUUGACUUUUAAGAAUUUGACAUGUUACAGUUUUUGUUUAUUUAUUUAGUUAGCAUACAAUGGUGGUAAAGUAGACAGACAAAUGUAUAUCUUUCAACUUUGUAAUCUAAAGAAUUCAAGUUCCAUUCCAAAAGGUGCUGUCCAAUCUCUUCAAUAAUUUGAGAUAUGGUAUACAUUUCAUAACCCCAAUUCUCAAAUCAUUAUAAAUUUUUUACUUGACAUAGAAUUGUACUAUAUAUUCUUUCAUUUCUUAGCCAAUUCUACAUAAUUCUUUAUAAGUUAUCAUUGCCAAUUCUAUUAAUUAUCUGUUAAGCAAGGAUUCAGUAACCAUCACAGGAGGUGCUUGGAUCUAGAGAAAAUAGUAAGUCUAUGUGAAUGACUUUGUUAGGAAAGAUAUGGAAGACCACCAGUCUCCGACGAAAAGAAGAUGGAAUGGAAAGUGGCAAAUACAUGGUUUUCAAAGGGAGCAUAGAUAACUUUAUACAGAAUGGAGCAUUGGUAUUAGAGGAAAGUAUUUCCUUGUUUCAUGGUAGAGGAAACCCCAUCCGCUACUUCUCAGUAGAUGAGCUCAACUCUAUGAAUUUGGAACAACACUCGAUGUCCUUCAAGGAAUGGGAUGUUAAAUGGUAUAAAGGUUUUUGGGAUGGAAGAUGUGUUUUGGUGAAGGAGCAAUCUGAAAAAUAUGAUGCUAAUCUUAACUCUGGAACCUUUCGUGAAAUUGUGGUUGCUGCACAAAUGAGCGCGCAUAAGAAUGUGCACAAGCUUCUUGGCUGUUGUCUUGAGACCAAAUACACUGUCCUUGUUUUCGAGUGGGUAGAAAAUGAUACUCUUCAUGAUAUAAUAUUCAGAGAUAAGAAUCAUGAUAAACCACCACUUGGUUGGAGGGAGAGGCUACGAAUAUCAUGGGAGAUCUCUCAUGCUAUGGCAUAUCUUCACGCUGCUUUUCACCGGCCUAUUAUCCAUAGGAGCUUAAAACCUCGAAAUGUGUACUUGGGUGAGGAUAAUGCUGCUAAACUUUCUGACUUCAGUCUUUCCAUUUCUGUUCCUGAGGGUGAAGAGUACGUUGAAGAUAUUAUAGUUGGGACAUAUGGUUAUCUUGCACCUGAAUAUGGUUACUAUAAUAGGGUGUCAGAGAGUGUAGAUGUGUAUGCAUUUGGCGUGUUUUUUCUCGUGCUCUUGACAGGAAAAGAUGCUGUGCUAAUAAGGCCAGACAAGUCGCUAGGGGACAAUGGUGUGCAUACUCAUAUAGUUGAAUGGGUUAAGAAUGGUCUUGGACAAAACAGCAUCUCUGAGAUCAUUGACCCUGUUAUUGGUGGAAAUAAAUUGUCAACCAAUGAAGAGCUUAAAGAGCAACUAAGAGCUUCAGUAGAGCUUGCACUUCGGUGCACAGAAACAGAAGAACAUGCCAGGCCGACUAUGGUGGAUGUGGCAACUGAACUCAACAGCAUGAUCAAAUCCUCUGAAUCUUUCCCUGAGUGUAGCAGCGGACCUUGAAAUAUUAAUGGUUGUCUCUAUCUUUCACAGUACAGCAUUCUGCAAGCUGCUCAGAGAUUUAGAGAAUCUGCAAACUGUAGGAUGUGAUGCUGAAUUGUUCGUCGUUGGAUUUCCAUUAUCUACAAUAUCCGUAAGUGGUAUUUAGAAGUUCAUAAUUGUAUAAUCCUUCAGAACUUAACGGGUUUCUUAACAAUUUUUGCCUGUUAAUAAAUCUUCCAAAUAGGUUGUUGCAAUCUUGCUGUGCAACUCUAUGUUAUAUCAUCAAACAGAAAACUAUGACAUGAAAUAGGACACUUUUUUUCAGGUAUAUCAUCAGUUUUUGGUGUUUCAUUGAAUUUUCUUAUUCAGUUGG